AUGCGCGCCCUCAAUUUUCCAUCUGUCCCAUCUGACCUAUUCUACUGCUUCCCCGCUUUCCUUCACUUCCUCCACGCGCACAUACCGUACUUUCUCUCCUCUUUCAUGCUUCCUCCGGCUCGCCCAUACUUCCUCCGCCCUCGCCGGCUGCGCGAUCUUCGCGAUCUGGGUCUAGAGGCACGAUCCCGCUUCGAUCCGCUGAUAGAAUGCGUGGCUCUGCAUACCGUGUCCUGGAAGAGGGAUUCCAUUCUGACACAACAAUAG
Molecule: messenger RNA, 264 nt
Organism: Schizophyllum commune H4-8
Lineage: Eukaryota; Fungi; Basidiomycota; Agaricomycetes; Agaricales; Schizophyllaceae
Exons: 2
Coding region: 1-264 (87 amino acids)
Source: RefSeq, a predicted model, not a curated record